GGCCCAGGCUAGCGCGGGGUGUGCGUCGGCGUCGCGGCCAGCAGAGGGAUUCUGGGUAACGGCCCUGGCCGGCUGGGGAGGCUGGCUCCGCGCAGCAGGUUCCACUCACGCCAAGUCCGUUGGCAGUGGCGGUUCUAGGGCUGGGGGCCACCGGACAUGGAGCAGCCGUGGCCGCCGCCAGGACCUUGGAGCCUCCCUCGGGCCGAGGGUGAGGCUGAGGAAGAGAGUGACUUGGACGUGUCCCCCAGUUCUCCCCGCUGCCCGCAGCUGCCGGGCGGCGGCGCGCAGAUGUAUAGCCAUGGGAUUGAACUGGCUUGUCAAAAGCAGAAAGAGUUUGUGAAGAGCUCUGUGGCAUGCAAAUGGAAUCUCGCCGAAGCUCAGCAAAAACUUGGUAGCUUAGCCCUGCAUAACUCCGAGUCCCUGGAUCAGGAGCAUGCCAGAGCACAAACAGCAGUGUCGGAGCUAAGGCAACGUGAGGAAGAAUGGCGGCAGAAAGAGGAGGCCCUGGUACAGAGAGAGAGGAUGUGUCUGUGGAACAUGGAUGCCAUUAGCAAGGACGUUUUUAACAAGAGUUUUAUUAAUCAAGAUAAAAGAAAAGAAAUAGAAGAUGAAGAUAAAUCAAAAUCAUUUAUGCAGAAAUAUGAACAAAAAAUCAGACAUUUUGGUAUGUUGAGUCGAUGGGAUGAUAGUCAGAGAUUUUUAUCUGACCAUCCAUAUCUUGUAUGUGAAGAGACUGCUAAAUAUCUUAUUUUAUGGUGUUUUCAUCUAGAAGCUGAACAGAAAGGGGCUCUAAUGGAACAAAUAGCACAUCAGGCUGUUGUAAUGCAGUUUAUUAUGGAAAUGGCCAAAAACUGUAAUGUGGAUCCAAGAGGGUGUUUUCGUUUAUUUUUCCAGAAAGCCAAAGCAGAGGAAGAAGGUUAUUUUGAAGCUUUCAAAAAUGAACUUGAAGCUUUCAAGUCAAGAGUCCGACUUUAUUCUCGAUCACCAAGUUUUCAACCUAUGACAGUUCAGAAUCAUGUGCCCCAUUCUAAUGUGGGAUCUAUAGGUUUGUUAGAAUCCUUACCACAGAAUCCAGAUUAUCUUCAGUAUUCUGUCAAUACAGCUCUCUGCAGUUUAAACUCAGUGGUACAUAAAGAAGAUGAUGAAUCCAAAAUGAUGGACACUGUGUGAUUUGGUUAAGACUGCUGAGGCCAAGUGCUAUUUUGUUACAAGAAAGGAAGAACUUGGCUAUUUUCUUGACACUUUCAUGGGUGCUGCACUUUAUUUUUGUUUGGUUUUGAUGGGAGGGGAAAAAAGAGUACUGAAACGUUUUGUAAAAUUUUUUUAUGUGCUGCUAGGUUUUUUGUUUGUUUGUU
Molecule: messenger RNA, 1355 nt
Organism: Enhydra lutris kenyoni (northern sea otter)
Lineage: Eukaryota; Metazoa; Chordata; Mammalia; Carnivora; Mustelidae
Gene: CDC37L1
Product: cell division cycle 37 like 1
Exons: 7
Coding region: 157-1170 (337 amino acids)
Biological process (GO): protein folding; protein stabilization
Cellular component (GO): cytoplasm
Molecular function (GO): heat shock protein binding; protein-folding chaperone binding
Source: RefSeq, a predicted model, not a curated record